This is a messenger RNA of Diospyros lotus (date-plum), 846 nucleotides long. Its product is annotated as 40S ribosomal protein S14. Gene Ontology annotation, molecular function: structural constituent of ribosome; small ribosomal subunit rRNA binding; mRNA 5'-UTR binding. Gene Ontology annotation, cellular component: ribosome; cytosolic small ribosomal subunit. Gene Ontology annotation, biological process: maturation of SSU-rRNA from tricistronic rRNA transcript (SSU-rRNA, 5.8S rRNA, LSU-rRNA); translation; ribosomal small subunit assembly. The transcript is spliced from 6 exons. NCBI's taxonomy places the organism in Eukaryota, Viridiplantae, Streptophyta, Magnoliopsida, Ericales, Ebenaceae. The coding region runs from base 147 to 599 and encodes 150 amino acids. The record is from RefSeq and is a predicted model, not a curated record.
UGGAGUUCUGAGCUGAAACCCUAGCCUAUAAAAGCUGGAAUAUAUAUAGACACCAUCGCUGCUCACCGGCUCCAUUAGGGUUUUUCCAGUGCUUCGGGGGCAGAAGAAUUAUCACCUAUCUCGAGCUCUCACGUUAAUUCGAAGCCAUGUCGAGGAGAAAGGUGAGGGAACCCAAGGAGGAGAAUGUGACUCUUGGACCGAAUGUGCGGGAGGGGGAAAUUGUGUUUGGUGUAGCUCACAUUUUUGCAUCCUUCAAUGACACAUUCAUUCAUGUGACUGACUUGUCUGGAAGAGAAACCCUUGUUCGAAUUACUGGUGGUAUGAAAGUCAAGGCUGACAGGGAUGAAUCUUCACCAUAUGCAGCCAUGCUUGCAGCACAAGAUGUUGCACAACGAUGCAAGGAGCUUGGCAUCAAUGCUCUUCAUAUUAAGCUACGUGCUACUGGAGGUAACAAGACCAAGACCCCUGGUCCAGGUGCCCAGUCUGCACUUAGAGCUCUUUCUCGUUCAGGCAUGAAAAUUGGUCGCAUAGAGGAUGUGACUCCAAUUCCCACCGACAGCACUCGCAGAAAGGGUGGCAGAAGGGGGCGGCGUCUGUGAUUUAUUGGACUAUGUUCACGCUUAUCUCUGCAGUUUUGGCUGGGAUUCUUAGUUCAGUUUUUCAUGUUACUGCUUGUUGGUUUCAAGUAAAACAUUGUAGUCUGGGAUUGUUCUAUAUGACAUUUGAUGUUUUGGAGCUUAAAAAGUGUGAAAGAUGAGAAGAUUUCCCUCAAAUGCUGGAUUUUAAAGCCAAGAAUGCUCUACUAGCCUUCAGUUUCUAUGAUAUAUAUCUGGUAUUUUCUUUGAA